AUGGGUAGAGUCAGAACCAAGACCGUCAAGCGUGCCUCCAAGGCUUUGAUCGAGCGUUACUAUCCAAAGUUGACUUUGGACUUCCAAACCAACAAGAGAUUGUGUGACGAGAUCGCCACCAUCCAGUCCAAGAGAUUGAGAAACAAGAUUGCGGGCUACACCACCCACUUGAUGAAGAGAAUCCAAAAGGGCCCAGUCAGAGGUAUCUCCUUCAAGUUGCAGGAGGAGGAGAGAGAGAGAAAGGACCAGUACGUGCCAGCUGUCUCUGCCUUGGACUUGUCCCACAACAAGGGCAUGUUGAACGUUGACAACCAGACCGCCGAGUUGGUCAAGACUUUGGGCUUGAAGUUGCCAAUGUCCGUCACCAACGUUUCCAGCCAGAGAGACAGAAGAUUCAGAAGAAGAAACUAA
This is a messenger RNA of Eremothecium gossypii ATCC 10895, 411 nucleotides long. It is a transcript of the gene RPS17B, whose product is annotated as 40S ribosomal protein eS17. Gene Ontology annotation, molecular function: structural constituent of ribosome. The transcript has 2 exons. Gene Ontology annotation, cellular component: ribosome. The coding region runs from base 1 to 411 and encodes 136 amino acids. Gene Ontology annotation, biological process: translation. NCBI's taxonomy places the organism in Eukaryota, Fungi, Ascomycota, Saccharomycetes, Saccharomycetales, Saccharomycetaceae. The record is from RefSeq and is marked provisional.